Molecule: messenger RNA, 2022 nt
Organism: Pimephales promelas (fathead minnow)
Lineage: Eukaryota; Metazoa; Chordata; Actinopteri; Cypriniformes; Leuciscidae
Source: RefSeq, a predicted model, not a curated record
AUGCCUCGAACUCAUCCUCUCCCAGACCCUGCGCCCCCUCUGGCCACUGGAGCCCCCGUGAAGCCGAAGGUAAGACUCAGUCCACCAGAUGUAGAGCAGGCCUGCGAAGCGAGUGUCAGCACUUGGAGCCCAAAUGCCGGCCUAGACUCGAGUAGUGUUGGCUCAGCAUCCUGCCCACCCCAAGGCUGUAUGCUCCAGCUCGAGUUUGCCUAUCCGCUAGCACCUGACUCCCUCAUUGUUUGGGUCACCUUCUUCUCUCUGGAGGAGACUGGAUUGCCUGCAAUCCACGACAUCCUUUUGCUGACCCUUAGUGGUAACAACAUCUCGCUGGGUCCACAAUAUGCGUUCUGUGACACACCAUUAACGCUGAAGCUAGAUGUGAAGGAGGAGGUGUAUGGGGUGCAGUUCUUCACCAUGGAGCAGCACUUGGAAAUCGACGCCACAUUGCUCGCCUCAAAGCCAGACAAUCCUUUGUGCCGGUCGUGUCAUCCUCUAACCUAUAGACUGAUUCGCCAGCCACCGUUUACACACUCACCACAUGGGCUGAUCCUUCAGGAACCCACUCUGAAAUACGUGGACAGGGACUUAACGUCAGAUGAAACGUACACCUACCAUGUGCUGACAGUAUCUAGAAGAGCAGAGAGUGAACCAUCUCCACCUCUCUCUCACCAACUGGGCUCACCCUACUGUGGAGAUGGACUCAUCCAAAAAUAUCUUGGAGAGCAAUGUGAUGAUAUGAACUUCGCUAAUGGAGAUGGCUGCUCAAUCCAGUGCAAGAAAGAACCAUUAUUCAACUGUGUUGAUGAGCCCAGCUUGUGUUACGUCUACGACGGUGAUGGUGUGUGUGAGGACUUUGAGCGGGAGGUGAGUGUAAGGGACUGUGGUCUCUUUACCCCAAGCGGCUUCCUGGAUCAAUGGGCCACUGAGGUGCUGGUGUCCAAUGAGGAGAAGAUGCACUGUCCAGCACAGGUGGCUGUCGGAUAUCCUGCAGUGACGAAGAGCUGUCAGUCGAAGGUGUUUGACCUGUCACAUGGUGUGUCUCAGUAUGCUUGGUUUCCUUGUGAGCAGUCUCAGCAGCACAGCUGGACUUCACAAUAUUGGCUAAAGGCCUAUUACGCCCAUCCUAUGGUGGCUGCUGCUGUCAUUAUCCAUCUGGCCGCUGAUGGAACAGCUGAUAUCGACCAGAGACAACACAACAUUACUGUUCAGCUGGUGGACACUAAGGAGCAAACCCACCCUCUUGGGGACUGGAGGCUGAGCUGCCGGAACAAUCCAAUGGUGAUUCCUGUGAGUCACGACCUAAGCGUUGCCUUCUACCGGACAAAAGCGAUUAUAGUGAGCUUCGGCUCUCCUUUGGUGGCCAUCUCAGGUGUUGGGCUGCGCUCCUUUCAAUAUUUUGACCCCAUCACUAUCAGCGGCUGCCAGAGCAAUGAAAUCUAUAACCCCAUGGGCCAAAGUUGCAUUCAUUACUCGUGUGAUGCCAUUGAAUGUCAGAAGCCGAUGGUCAGUAAUGCAGAGAUGAAGUGUAACAGUCCUGGAUACUUCAAUGGAGCUCGCUGCACCAUCACCUGCAACCGAGGAUAUAUGCUGAAAAUACACCGUGAUGAUGAUAUCAUCAAAACACAGUCUGAAUCCACAGUGACCCUCACCUGUGCGGAUGGGAAAUGGAACAAACAGGUGACCUGUGAACCUGUGGACUGCGGGCGGCCUGACAAGUACCAUGUGCACCCGGCUGUCUUUGAGUUCUCUGAAGGUACCACCUACGGCAAGAAGUGCACUUUUCAGUGCCGGGAGCCAGCUCAGCUUGUGGGUGGUAAUAACGUGCUGACGUGUAUGGAGGAUGGCAUGUGGUCUUUCCCCGAAGCUCUGUGUGAGCUGCGCUGUCCGGUCCCUCCUCCUGUACCCAACGCUGUCCUGCAGACCAAACGCUGCAAUGCAACAGGCCUCAAAGUUGGGUCUUUCUGCAAGUACAAGUGCAAGCCUGGCUACCAUGUGCCCCACAUAGACAAGCCUAAGAGGUGA